Manis javanica (Malayan pangolin) is the source of this 3110-nucleotide messenger RNA. It is a transcript of the gene KCNE1, whose product is annotated as potassium voltage-gated channel subfamily E regulatory subunit 1. Gene Ontology annotation, molecular function: potassium channel regulator activity; delayed rectifier potassium channel activity; voltage-gated potassium channel activity involved in ventricular cardiac muscle cell action potential repolarization. NCBI's taxonomy places the organism in Eukaryota, Metazoa, Chordata, Mammalia, Pholidota, Manidae. The record is from RefSeq and is a predicted model, not a curated record. Gene Ontology annotation, cellular component: voltage-gated potassium channel complex; membrane. Gene Ontology annotation, biological process: membrane repolarization during action potential; ventricular cardiac muscle cell action potential; negative regulation of delayed rectifier potassium channel activity.
CCGCCGCGCUCGGGCCCGGAGGGCGCCUUCUCGGGCUGCGUCGUCGUGCCCUGCGCUCGGCCGGCGAACGCGGACCCGGCUCUCGGCGCUUGACCGGUUAUUAGCAAGUGGAUUGUUUUGAAGAUAAAGUAUCCUGCGAAGAUACCAGAGGGACUCACUCUUGUCAUCUUGUCUGCGAAGAAAGUUUGUACAGGAAGUUGGCUCUCCUGCCGUGGAACCUUGAAACCCAGGAUGAUCCUGUCUAACGCCACAGGCAUGACCUCUCUUCUGGCUAAACUGUGGCAGGGAACAGUUCAGCAGGGCAGCAACAUGUCCGGCCCAGCCCACAGGUCCCCUGGAAAUGGGGACAGCAAGCUGGAGGCACUCUACAUCCUCAUGGUGCUCGGCUUCUUCGGCUUCUUCACCCUGGGCAUCAUGCUGAGUUACAUCCGCUCCAAGAAGCUGGAGCACUCCCACGACCCGUUCAACGUGUAUAUCGAGUCCGACUCCUGGCAGGAGAAGGACAAGGUGCGCCUCCAGGCCCGGGUUCUGGAGAGCUACAGAGCGUGUCAUGUCAUUGAGAACCAGCUGGCCGUGGAACGACCCAACUCACACCUUCCCGAGAUGAAGCCUUCAUCAUGACCCCCAGCUGGUUAAAAUCGGACAAAUGCUACUUUUCUCAUCAUACACCUCUUAUAUUCCUUAUUGUAUGAAUGUGAUUGGAGUUUUUUGCUAUUGUAAGGGGUGAGGGAUGCUCUGUUUCUCUCAAAUCAUGUUCCUUCCAUAAUAGACAGUCAGCUGUUGCCCAGGAACUGUCCCCGCCUUGUUAAUUUUUAGCAGAAUCCCUGAGAUCAUGGCCUCUGAGAAUAAGAGCUGUACUUCCCAGACUUUCUUGCAGCUGGCAAGGUCAUGUGAUGAAGCUCUGGCCAGUAAACUUGGGAGUGAUGAGUGUGAUCUCUGACAGAUCCUUGGAAAGGGAAGGCUGUGUCCUCCACUUCCCUUUGCCCCCUUCCCAGUGUCUGAGCACAAACCGUGGGGAAUUACCGCGCACUCACAGAUGGCAGAGCAGCAACGGCCUGGGCCCCUGGGCAACUGCAGGAGGGUCUCCCUGCCUUCCUGGUCACCUGCCAGCUCAGACUUCAUAACAAAUAGAAACCGACUCCAAGCUUCCCUAAGCCACUGUUAUUUUGGUCUCUGUUAAAGUUAACAGAAUAAAUAUCCUAACUAAUACAUCUGCCUAUGGGGCUGGGACCAAAAGCAUAAUAUUUGCAUAUUUGUCAUAAGCACACACCCCUCUUGUGAAGGGACAGGACCUGCUCUGGCCCUGUCACUUUCCCUUUGCUGCCCUGGCUCUGUCCUCUCCCUUCCUGCCUCCACCCCUCCCAUUAUGCCACCCUUCACACCCACACACCCACACAUACACCCCACAGAUGCUCAUGUGCACAUGCACACUUUCUACUCACACACCUCAAUCUCAAAGGAACUUGCUGCCUAUAGGACAGAGAUGCAGGAGAAAGAACUCCCAUUUCAGAAUGUGUACUGGGGAAAGGUGCUUGGUUAUCACAGCAGGAUUUGUGUGCACCCACCACCCCAGAGCCCAGGGGAGGGUGUGGGUGUGGGCAAGUGGCAACACAUGGGACUGAGGUGGCAGGGCUUUCGAAGCAACGUGCCAGCUGUGGUUAAAUUGUGUCACCCCAAGAGAUUCAUUCAAGUCCUAGUUCCUGGGACCUGUGGAUGUGACCUUAUUUGGAAAGAGGGUCUUUACAGGUGUGACCAAGUUAAACGGAAGUCAUUAGGGUGGGCCUAAUGCAAUAUAACUGAUGUCCUUAGAAGAAGAGGGGAAUUUGGGCACAGACACUUGGGGAGAACCCCAAAGGAUAAGACCAAGGGACAACAGAGGCACAGACUGGAGGAGUGCAGCUGCAAGCUGAGGGCUGAUGCCAGAAGCAGGGGGUGGGGGGCAAGGAGGGCCCCUCCCCUGUGGGUCUCUGAGGAAGCAUGGCCCUAGGCACCUUGAUUGUAGACUUGUGUCUUCCAGGACUGAAAGACGAUGAGUUUCUGUUACUCUAAGCCAUCUGGUUUGGGAUUAUUUGUUACAGCCGCUGCUGAAGUUCAUGCAGUGCCUGCCACACCACCCAAGACAGCGCUUUCCUCUCAGCCAUCUUCCUUACAGACAAGAGAGUCCCUUGGAAACUUCCCUCAGAGACAAGAUGCAAAAGGCAUUGAGGUGGAAGUGGGUGGUCCUGGGAGCUGCUCAUGACCGGAGAAGAAAGCCUCGGGAGCAUGACCUGAUCUACAAAACUCACAGAGAACGUGUGCCCCUGGUUUUGGCCUUCCUCUCGGCUGCCAUCGGUGGCACGAGCAUCCUGCGGUGUCCUUGGAUGGACAAAUCGACCCAAACUGACUGCAUUCCUUUCUCACCUGGCGGAUGGCAAUUCCUCUGUGUGGCUAUGGGACAGGGGCUUCUGGUGGGCCAUCCCUGGGCAGAGCUCUGGCAGAGGUUAGUAAUCGUCCUCAAGAUGAGUGGUCCUUUGGGUCAGAGACCUUUGAAAGUCUAAUGAAAGCGAUGAUUUCCAUGAGAAAUGCACAUGGACAUGGCAUUCUGUCCAGCAUCUCGGAAGGGUGGGGUCACGGGCUGCUGGAAGCCCAUUUAUGCCUGCUGGCAUCUCCUGGCCCCUGCGUGAGUUCCCAGCAGGCUAGGAACGCGGGUUCGGAGAGGGACCCAGAGCACACGUGAGUCAGUGUGAUUCACAGUGACACACUGAGUUUGAUAUUCCAGGCUCACAGGCUGGCUGUUCGUCACCAGGUCCCCUUCCCCUGCUGAGAUUCCUGUAACUUUGAAGGCAGAGGGAAAUCCCAGGAGCUUUAAUCCUCCCUGUCCUUGAAGCACCAGGCAUUCAGCUCACAUCACCACACCCCUCUAACCCCUUAUAAGCCACAGAUGUUCAAAUGCUUGUCACCAUAUUUUAGCAUUUGCUUUAACAUGCUGAGGGCUUGUUAUAUGCCAGGAACUGUGCUGGCCUCUUUAAAACUAGAAUUCCAAUUAAUAUUUUAUAUGCAAUAUUUUAUGUGUUCAUUGGAGAGGACAACAUGCCUUUUGAGGAAUUAAUAAGAUCUUUCUUAAAAAUUAA